AUGAGCAACUUUAAGCCAAAUUAUGAGCCUUCGUCGUCCGUAGUUCCACAGAGUACUCUAGAGGAACCGGCGGCGAAGGUUGCCACGAAGUUAGCUAUAGUUCAAGAUUUGGCAGAGCAAAGUUCGACACACAAGACUUCGCCGCAACCUAAAACAUCGAUAUCGCUUGGAGCUAUUGAUUCACCAGAAAAUCCCUUUGGGCCUCUAGCAGUUGCAAGAGAAAAAGCAGCUAAAAUACAAAAAUCACCUCCACUUUCGCCAGAAACGCGUAAAUUAAAUGAUACAAUAGUGUAUAUUCGACCGCUGACCAAUUCUGCAAAAUUAUUGUGGGACUCACAAGAACCAUUAUCAGAACAAGUUAAUGAAUUAGAAAUCACUGAUUCUGAUGACUCUUUGUCACAAGAAGACUCAGAAUGGCGUGAAACUUUUAUUGAUACAAUUAUAGAAAUUGAGUCAAAAAAUGGAUUGAUCGAAAGCGAUUAUCCCAGGAAUCCUUUUCUUGUUCCAAAGAAUUCAAUUAAAAAAGACGAGAUUUCAUGCGAUUCUUCGCCGCGCGAACUAGACCCAUCAACUAUAAGAGAUUCUCCGAAUAAUCCAUUCCUUUCACCGCCUGUUGCAAUGAAAGAAGGGUCGGACAAUAAAGUUAAUGAAAAUCAAUUUGCGCAAGUGUUUCGUGGUGUACGUUAUCCGGUUCCGUCAAAUUUUUAUGAUUAUGAAGAUGAAGAUGACACACUUUGUUCAUUGGGAGCGUCCAUUAAACCGCGAAGUAUAGUUCCACUAUUACAAGUUGAGGCUGAAAGAUCAGAGUCUGCCAUUGGCUCUAUUGACUCCGACUCUGAUGAAGAAAUACAUUAUGUAAUUAGAAAACAUACAUCAACACCAAACGUGACGGAUGUUAAUAAUAACGAAAUCGAGGAAGAGUCGGAUAGUGGUAGUAGUUUAGAAUCUGAUUCACAGAGCACAAGAAUUACAGAUUAUGCUAAAAGAGCUAAACGAUAUCAAUAUCAUCCGUAUGCUAAAUCAGCGGUUACUAAUCCUCGGAAAAUGAAUAACGGGAUGGAAAAUUAG
Molecule: messenger RNA, 1068 nt
Organism: Rhizophagus irregularis DAOM 181602=DAOM 197198
Lineage: Eukaryota; Fungi; Glomeromycota; Glomeromycetes; Glomerales; Glomeraceae
Source: RefSeq, a predicted model, not a curated record